ACAACCCACUACCCCCGACCACCGUCCUGUGUCUCAGGACGCUCUGGUAAUACGAGAGGCAGGAGUUAUAAGCUUCACUACAGAGGUGUGUUGGUGCCGCCGUCAUUGAUUAAGCAGGUCGGAGGUUUUCGCUGCAGUGCAGCCUUGUCACUGUCAUCGUCACACGUCACCGCGGUAGAGGUCUCACGGUGUGGUUCCCGACGUGGAGUUGACACAAUUUUUGUCAACACAGGCGUAGGAAUUAGCCCGGAUCUACCUAAAUGGAUACGGGAAACUUGGAUUGUUAAUUGGGUCACUACUGGAUCCAGAGAGUCUUGCCGUCUGGUACUUCUAAACGAUGAGCCCGACAACGAAGACCAUGUUGUGCACUUUGAAGCCUCUUUCUGCCUGAGAUCCCCCUGUUGUGCCCCAUGUUGUGUGUUGUGCUUGACUGGCUAUCCCGACAGUGAUGGAAAGCUCCAUGCAUGGGACUACAAGGUUACAGUGCAAUGGAUUAUGAAAUACCUUUACCAUACCAACAUCUCUUUAAUGCUUGUGGAGGAUACAUUUGUCAAACGAAAAGGCAGAGUCCCUGAGGAACAGUGAGUGACCUGCAAAGAUUUCUCUGCAAGAAAUAAGAACAUGGUUUAACGCUGAAAACUGCGUUGUUUGUAGAUAGAUGAACAAUUGAUAUAUUGGGAUAUAUCUGGAAUCCAUACAAAGUCCAAGAUGAAUGCUACAAUUGAUCUUGACGUUUAUACGUGUUCUAAAGUAGGCUUGAUGCUACCCAUGAUCAGUGAAUAUACCUGGUCUAUUGGAGCUAGGGCAUUUCUGUACUUUUUGGCUAUGAUCUGGUGUUUUUUGGGCGUCGCCAUCAUCUCCGACACGUUCAUGUGUGGCAUUGAGCGCAUCACCAGCAAGACAAGGGUCAUCAAGAUCCCCGACUCGGAAGACAAGGACAAGUUCAAGGACAUAGAGGUCAAGGUCUGGAAUGAUACUGUGGCCAAUCUCAGCUUACUAGCUUUCGGGACCAGUGCACCAGAGAUCCUUCUGUCAGUUAUAGAAAUAACAGGAAAAGGUUUUAAAUCCGGUGAACUGGGUCCGGGAACGAUUGUGGGUUCCGCAGCAUUCAAUCUGUUGGUCAUCACUGCUGUGUGCAUCGUUUCGAUUCCUAAAGGGGAGGUGAGAAGGAUUAAGAACAUCAAAGUGUUCGCCAUCACUUCGUUCUCAUCCAUGUUUGCCUACAUCUGGCUACUUAUCGUGCUGUUGCUGAGUUCGCCGGAAGUAGUGGACCUAUGGGAGGCUGUCGUCACCUUCCUCUUCUUCCCUGCGCUCAUUAUCAUCGCCUACGUUACGGAUAAAGGAUGCUGUUGCAAGAGCAACAGGACAGCCUCCGAGGUUGAGAUCGGGCUAGCUGCUUACCCUCGGAUGUAUGAUCUGAGCGGACAGCAGCAAGAUGGAACGGCGGACAUCAUUGAAGUCGCCAGGGAGUGCGGACGAGGUGACAGGAAGAUGUCGCUGGAUGCGGCUGCUCAGAUCGCAGCAGCAAGGAUUGCUGAACGCCAGACUCACAAUUCGGCGUGGUACAGAGUGAACGCCACCCGAGUCAUCACCGGCGGUCACAAACUUACACCCCCAGUCAACAAGGCCAUCAAAGAUUUAUACGAAAACGUUGUUUACGAGAACGGAAACGCCGGGAUCCGGAAAAGCAGCCUUGAUAUUUCUGAGUCUGGGAAAAAGGCCGUGAUUGAGUUCACGGCCGCGAGCUGUGCCGUCCUUGAGAACGAAGGUCAUGUCAGGCUCGGCGUGAGGCGGUCUGGAGACGUGGAGAGCUCCAUCACAGUCGGCGUGGAGACAAUAGACGGGUCGGCGGAGGCGGGAAGCGACUACAAGCCAAUCAAACAGAAACUGACCUUUGGGCCCAAGGAGUGUCUCAAGGACGUGUAUGUGGAGAUUGUGGAUGACGAUGUCUGGGAACCGGACGAGUUCUUCUUUGUCAAGCUUUUCCUUGAACCCGAGCAGGUCAAAGGUGACGAGGUCAUCUUGGGGAAGGUCUCCAUCAACCAGGUCACCAUCGUCAACGAUGACGAGCCUGGGAAGUUUGAGUUUUCUAAGCCGAGUUACAUUGUGAAGGAGGGAUGCGGCCAAGCCCAGGUGGUGGUGAAGAGGGUAAACGGCGCUGAUGGCGAAGUGGCUGUGACGUGGAAGACCAAGGACCUUAGUGCCAAGAGCGGCCUGGAAUAUCAGGGCGGCGAGGACAAGAUCCGCUUCAAGCAUGGCGAAACCAGCAAGGUCGUCACACUCGACAUAUUCGGAAUAAAGAACUCCCAUGAACCUAACUUCCAGGUUGAUUUGUCCUCCCCGACAGGGGGCGCUGAAGUCGGGAAGAUAUCCCGGGCUAUUGUCACCAUCAUCAACGACGAAGAGUUCAGCGCCAUGGUGUCUCGCAUCCAGGAGAAGACUGAGCAUAACCUACAGGGGUUAAAGAUCGACACCGCCACGUGGGGAGACCAGUUCCAUGACGCCAUGAACGUCAAUGGCGGCGACGUCGAAAACGCCAGCGCGUUGUCCUAUAUCAUGCACUUCACCACAUUCUUUUGGAAGGUUCUAUUUGCUUUCGUGCCUCCUCCAUCUAUCGGCGGAGGCUGGUUAACCUUUCUUGUGUCCUUGGCGAUGAUUGGCUUACUGACAGCUCUCAUAAGCGACCUUGCAUCUAUAUUCGGAUGUCUGAUUGGUCUGUCCCCAACCAUCACCGCCAUUACGUUCGUAGCACUGGGCACAAGCAUGCCCGACACAUUCGCUAGUCGCCAGGCAGCAAUGAUGGAGAGAUUCGCAGACAGUUCCAUCGGCAACAUCAACGGCAGUAACUCCGUCAACGUGUUUCUGGGACUGGGUUUCCCGUGGCUCAUCGCAACAAUCUACUGGCAGAUUAAGGGAGUACAAUUCAAAGUCGCAAAAGGAUCCCUCGUGUUCUCGGUCAUCCUCUACACCAUCUCAUCUGUCGUCGCCAUCGCUGUGCUUCUCCUACGGCGAAACCUCCCCGCCAUGGGCAAGGCUGAACUUGGUGGCCCCAAGGCGGGCAAGAUAGGCAGUGCCAUAUUCGUGUUCCUCAUGUGGGUGUUAUACAUCGUGCUGUCAUCCCUUCAGGCACAGAACAUCAUUAACGUCAUCUGAACAACGUCAAAGUAGAACCGGGAAGUCAUAACAUAUCAAUAUAGCCAGUUCAUUAAGAUUCACGUGUUAAGCUAGCUUCAACGGGGGGCACUUUCCUAUCUUUCGUAUAUGUGCCUCGUUUCUCAAAGCUAUAUUUUCAGAAAGUUCUAAAUUGUAAUGUAACCCUACUUAACAUGUAUUCCCUGGAGUUAUUUCCCUUUACGGGUAUGCGUGGCUGACAUAACUAGUGCACCCAGUCACACAAAUCCCCUUAUUGGAUAUCACUUCUGUUUUAUAUUCGGGGAUGAUCUAGUAUUUUGGGUAUCAUUGUACAUUCUUCUUAUUCUGAUAUCGGCGCGUGAUCAUCACGUGUCAACACACGGGCGUUUCAUGUCGACAGUCAUGUGUCGUGUGGACAUUUAGAGGUGUCGUGUCGACAUUCAUAGGUGUCGUCGCUUAGACAUUCAAAGAUACUUGUCGACAUUCAGAUAUGUUGACAUUUGUACACGAGUGGGUUGUUUGUCCUCGACAAGUAAAUGUAUAAGAUCUUCAUUCUAUUUUCCUAAAAAAAUCCUGGACCGAUUCGAAACACGCGAGGCUAUAAAUAGCCGUCCAAUCAAUUUACUCACACGAGCGAGAGAAAAUGAUAGGAGAUGUGGAGACGUAGACGUCACUUCCUAAACGAAUACCCUGGAUUAUCGAGGAUGUGGUUAGUCUAGUGAGACAAUUUCCUCGUCUUUAUCCGGUAUUAAGUGUCUACAUUGUUUUGCCCUGACAUUACAAACUGUUAUUGCGUGUUUAAGAAUCAAGAUUAUUUUCUAAAUCAACAUACGCCUUAUUGGUGUUUUACAAUAAUGUUUUGGAAAUUAUUACCAUUAAUUAUGCAGGCAAGAAACAGUUUGUAGCACUGUAUCCGUCUGUGAUGUCUUGGAAAUUAUACAGAUCGAAAACUUAGUGCCAUAUUAAUGCGUCUUGUCAGCCUAUUAUAAUAUACUACUCAAUUUUUGAUAUGGAUAAUUAGAUAAUGCCAUAUGAUUCUAUUUAAAUAAACACUUGACGAAUGAGAAUCAGUUUUGUAUAUCAUUGAAAAAUAAAAUCAUCCCUGUCAAAAGUUGAGUUGUAUAAUAGCGAAAACGAUUUUUUUGUAACGUGUAAUGACACUCUUUUUAAAUCCUUGUGUGUACGCUUAUGUUAUUUAAGCCCCGAUGCUUAUUGUGUGUAAACUCCACAGCUGGGCGUGGCAGGGGUCGUAUCCGUAUUUACAUUACAAACUGCUGAUUGUUGAGCCAGUACGAGUUAUCUCCCAUUUGAGAAAUCUCCUGGGUGUUAAAUAAUCUGUGAUAGCUUAUGAUCUCUUCCAAUAUAGUUGUUUAGUGAACGCAAUAUAAUGUUGAUGAAAUAUGGAGGCGUAAAUUCACAUUUGUAUAUAAAGUGGAUUCACAUACAGUGUAUGAAAUAGUUAUGGAUUUUUAUGACACAUUUGCAAUUGUAUUUCAUUAUUCAGUAUUUGAUAAAUAUUUUUGCACCAAUACUUAUGUAUAUUUAACAAGUCCGACUGUGCUUAUAGAGCCAUAUAUCGUUUAUGCUUCAAUAAAAAAAAUAUUGAUGGUUGGUGAUAUAAAUAUUGACGGGUUGUACAGUACUGUUCAAACCAAACAUCCCCUCUUUCGCGAACAGGGCACGAAUGGGAGUCUAGUAACGCACUUAUAAUCGUGGGCGAAAUGCGUGUGUCUUAUUUGAGGUCAGUGAACGUUUUCUACUGCUCAAAACUGCUUGUUCGCGAGCGGACGUUUGUUUUGAACAGAAGUGUUUGGUUGAAAUGGUACAAUACUCGCGUCUUACUCAGAUUGCCUUCGUUGCCAUUGCCAAUGGUAUUCCCCUUCAAUGUAUGGGGGUAGCAUAGACGUACGUUGGGGGUUCAAGACAGUAAAAAGGGGGUUUUGCACGUAAGUCAUGCAAUAAUACGCAUGGCUUUACCUGUAGCAUUACGCAGUACACAGUUCGUGCUAAUCAUUGCAACGGGAUGAGAGUCGAAAACGCACCUUGAUACUGUCUUUCUCAAGAGUUAGCAAAACCCCAAAUACCAUGUUAUAUAAAUUAUGUAUUAUGAGGAAUCCCGUUUGGCCGGACAGUACCGUUCAAAAUGAAAUUGUUCGGGUUUUCAAAUUUUCAGAUUAUUUUAUCAUGGUUAGGUAAUAAUAUGUGUAUACACCAGGACAAAUGUUAAGCACCGCUCCUUUUCUUUCAUUUAUUCCGAACCUUCAUGUAUCUUUUGGAAAUAUCUACGAUUGACGUCGAACUUAUUUUGAUAAAUGUCUUUGAUACCACCUAUAACUAGUGAAAUGUUAGUACAAAGUUUCACUAAACGGUCACAAAUACGAAGUCAUAUCAAAUACGUCUUCCUGAGGCAAGGGAGCUAACUGAUUGGGAAACUGGACUCUUAUAGUCAGUUACCUCCCUUGCCUCGGGAUCAUAUACUGAAACACUUUGAAAACACAUAUUCGAAUUAUUAAUAUAAUAAAUUUAGUUGGCAAAAUGCCUACACAAUUAAGGUGUUCUGUGUAUUUAGGCAUGAUAUAAUUAAACACAACACUGUUCUCGUUCGGGUUCGAAUCUCAUUCGAUGUGUUUGGAGAUGGACUUAAAAAACACAUCAUGUUUGAUGCUUGAAAACAUGAUGAUGCGUUUUCAUUGUGGGUCAGUAUAUGAUUCAAAUAAGCAGAGUUAGCAAUAAAGGUUGUCAAGAACAUAUUGCCAUGAUACAUUUACAAGAUAAGUCAGAAGAGAUCGUUUCAGUUUCUGAAUUUCAAAAGGAGUAUUUCAUUUUGUAAACAAAACAAAUGUAUUUAUAAAAAAAUAAUGUACGAUACCAAAGGAAAGCGGUGCUUAAUUUUGCUCCAAGUGUACACAGAGAACACUUAACGUGCUCCCGUGUAAUACCUAUUUUAUUAAACGAGAGAAUAGUUCUGGCAUCUGACGAGCGAAAGCAAGUCAGAUACGAGAACUAUUCACGAGUUUAAUAAAGUUGGUAUUACACGGGAGCGAGUUUAGUAUUUUAUUUAUUACUUCCCGUUCAUGAUUUUUGUGAAUGGGGCAGACACGUACGCGAUCCUACUUCAAACACGUCAAAAACUGACACGUAUAAAUUUUAUAGUAUUACCAUACAACGGCCCACUUUUAGUAUUCAGGGUCCGUUUCACAAAGCUGUCGUAGCGCUAUUCAAAGUUGUCGGAACUCCCAUACUUUAACAUAGACCUACGACUGUCGUUGCGCUACGAUUGCCUUCGGGAACGGUUAACGGCACCACAAGGUUUAGAUAAGGUCACAAUGCCCUAUGACGUAAUUUGUGGAAUUUUGUUGCAAGAUCCACUGGCAAAACAAUGCCAUGUGACGUCAGCCUUGCAACAGGGUUGCUGGGGUCAUCGUGUGUACCUAAGCUCCUCUCAGCGAUCAAUCAUAUCUACACGCAAUGUCAUUGAAAUAGGUAUGUUGGGAGCCUUCAAUAUUUGUCCGUGAAAUAUUUUUCCCGCAGUACAUAAGCACGCGCUUUGGUAUUACACAAUGUGUAAUACAGCUGUAUGUUUAUCAAACGGGUGAUCUCUUCACGGGCGAGUAAUAAAUAAACGUCUCCCACCGUGUUUAUCUGAUAAGCAGGGUUUCCGUACUGACGGGGUAUCUCUGUAUGCAAGUCCACUGUAUUCCACAUGGAAAAAAGAGUAACUUUUAAAGAAAAUAUUAAACUAUCGCAAUUUCUACAUUCCAGUACCUUGAUAAUAAAGUUUAUAAUGUUUACAAAACACUCUUUAAAUAGAUUAUGAAAUUAAGAAAUUGAAAUAAACCUUCAUAAGUUGACGAUUUUAUUUCGUAUUAAUUGUUAUUUGGUCAAUAUAUUAUCCCAGCUUGAAUGGAAGAACUCUCUCUUUACUUAUUCGUGACGUGGUGUCACUUGUUAACUUACACCCAGAGACAAUGCUGUUUCUGAAGACACUCUGUUCAAAUUACAAUUUGUGCACACUUUAUGUUAUGAAAUAUGAAUAAUAAACAUUUAAUUAACACAU
Messenger RNA from Haliotis rufescens (red abalone), 7189 nucleotides. Its product is annotated as sodium/calcium exchanger 3-like. Bases 709 to 3153 code for a protein of 814 amino acids. Gene Ontology annotation, molecular function: calcium:sodium antiporter activity. The transcript is spliced from 12 exons. Lineage: Eukaryota; Metazoa; Mollusca; Gastropoda; Lepetellida; Haliotidae. Gene Ontology annotation, cellular component: membrane. The record is from RefSeq and is a predicted model, not a curated record. Gene Ontology annotation, biological process: calcium ion transport; transmembrane transport; cell communication.